AUUUAUUUCACUUAAUGUCAGAGAGUUCUGUACUGGAUGUGAUCCCAUGUUCUGACAACGCACCCCCUUGUCAUUUGAUACCACGGAUGUUGUAAAUGUGUCCAACACCUGAACGGAAUCUGAAACCGAAAAUGGGAAUUCUUCGAAUGUGUCUAUCGCCGAGGAAAGUUGUGACAUGGAUGACGUUAACGGCGGCCACUGGACUAUUGUUUCUUGCCGCCAAAGAAUCUGAGUAUAUGUCACAUGACUUGAACUACGAUGAGAGCUUUCAGACAGAAGCUCGAAAUUUCUCUGAGAGGCAACUGGGGCCAAAGACACCAUUGCGAGUCGAGGUUGGCCUGCCAACCAACCUCAAUUUCACGUUCAACAUCACUCGAUUGAUUUAUAACAGAGUUGGAAAAUGUGGAAGUCGAAGUCUGCAAUAUGUGAACGAUAUCCUAUCAAGGUGGAACAGGUUUAACCACAUAAAAAGUAUGGACUUCCACCAAAAACGUUUUUCAGACGAACAACAGAUGCAAGUUGUAAAAGAAAUAAGCGAGUUGGAAGCACCCUUUAUUUAUGAUCGCCAUGUCAAUUUUCUUGAUUUCACCAAAUUUGGCCAUUCUAGGGUGCCCUAUAUCAACCUCGUUCGCGACCCAUUGGAACGCGUCAUGUCUUUUUUCUAUUACAAACGUUAUGGUGACAUGAUAGACAAGAAAGAGUUAGAUCCAUCACUGAAUAACACUUUCGAGGACUGUGUACUGAAAGAGAUGUCAGAGUGUAGUUCAAUUGGUCCAAACAGAAUGGUUCCUUUCUUCUGUGGCCACUCGGAAGAAUGCAUGAAACCGACUAGAUGGGCUCUCGAAACUGCGCUUCGUAACAUAAUAGAAAACUACGUUUUUGUAGGCACUAUUGAGGACUUUCCAACUACGCUAUAUAUACUAGAAUUUAUCAUGCCACAGUUUUUCACCGGUGCCUCCGAUAGUUAUAAACUUGUUCAGUCACGAGGGCAUGUAGAUGCUUUCAAAACGGCAUAUAAAGAGGAAGCCUCCGAAGAAAUGAAAGAAAUCAUGAGAGAACGAUUAGCACCUGAUUAUGUACUGUACACUUUUAUCAAGAAAAGAGUAGCCAUGACUAAGAAAUACUUGGAAUUGAUGUACCCAGACAGGCAAUUUUAA
Molecule: messenger RNA, 1157 nt
Organism: Saccoglossus kowalevskii
Lineage: Eukaryota; Metazoa; Hemichordata; Enteropneusta; Harrimaniidae
Product: uronyl 2-sulfotransferase-like
Cellular component (GO): membrane
Molecular function (GO): sulfotransferase activity
Source: RefSeq, a predicted model, not a curated record